This is a messenger RNA of Haliotis rufescens (red abalone), 1873 nucleotides long. RefSeq lists its product as uncharacterized. The record is from RefSeq and is a predicted model, not a curated record. NCBI's taxonomy places the organism in Eukaryota, Metazoa, Mollusca, Gastropoda, Lepetellida, Haliotidae. Gene Ontology annotation, molecular function: protein binding. The transcript is spliced from 2 exons. The coding region runs from base 83 to 1816 and encodes 577 amino acids.
ACAGCUUGUUAAAGCGAACAUUCACGUGUUCCGUCAUAUUAAGAUAGCAGUUGGUUUUAGCACAGCAGACAAAUUGACGAAAAUGUCUGUGGCCGUUGUGUUUUUGUGCAAUUUCCUAAUUGGGACGCUAUCAGGGCUCAUUUUGCCGAUGACCAAGGUUGAUGGCAGCGCCGAUAUAUCCAGCAUCAUAAACCACGUCGCCUCGCUUGAACACACUGUGACUGGUCUGCAGACGACGACUGGGCAGCUGAAAACAGAUCUACAGACCAGUAGGGCACUACAGCAGUCAGCAAAUAGGGAAAUUGCCUAUUUAAAAGAUGAAGUGGCAUCUUUGAAGGCAGAUCUCAGGUUAUCGACAGAAGAACUGAACAUUGUGAAGGCGGAACUUAAGGAUGUCAAGCAGGGCAAUGGUAAUUUUCAGUUGAACCAAACGGGGCUGGAUUCUAUCGGUCUUGUUUUGGCGUCUAACAUGGCACAAGUGAAUACAGUGCAGUCAGAGGUCAAGAUGUUUAGUAAUCAACUGAAACUUGUAAACUCAACGUUGUAUGAUGUAAAGAGAGAAGCAGAUGGAUUUAUUCAAAAGGCAUCGCCAGUAUUCCAGUUAAUUGCACAAAGUCAGUUGAUAGAAAACAUUAAAUCUGCAAAGGUUCUGGCACAGAAUACGUCUAACCAAAUAGCACAGCUUGCGCAAGACAUGAACACAACUACAGCAAACAUGCUGAAUGUCACACAUGUUCUCCAGUCAGUCAAUGCAGGUCUACAAACUGUGAAGAAUAAUCUCAAUCUUACAAGCUCAGACGUCACGACUUUGAAAACUGACAUGGCAGAUGAAAAGAAGCAAACUAUUGACAAUAAGCAGUCCUUGAUACAGAUUUCUCAGACAGUGCAGUCUUUAAUGGGAGAUGUGAGCACAAAUACAGGAAACAUGCUAAGUGUGACGCAUGAUCUACAGUCAGUCAAUGCAGAUCUACAAACUGUGAAGAGUAACCUCAAUCUAACAAACUCGGACGUCACAGCUUUGAAAACUGACAUGGCAGGUGAAAAGAAGCAAACUAUUGACAACAAGAAGUCGCUGACACAGAUUUCACACACGAUACACUCUUUUAUGGGAGAUCUGAAAACAAACAUAGGAAACAUGCUAAAUGUCACAAAUGAUCUGCAGUCAGUCAAUGCAGAUCUACAAACUGUGAAGAGUAAUCUCAGUCUUACAAGCUCAGACGUCACAACUUUGAAAACUGACAUGGCAGGUGAAAAGAAGCAAACUAUUGACAACAAGAAGUCGCUGACACAGAUGUCUCAGACGAUGCAGUCUUUCACGGGAGAUCUGCGCACUAUACAAAACAAUCUCGGUUUGACAAGUUCGGAUGUCAGGAAUUUGAAAAUAAAUAUGUCUACUAUAGCGGGACAGAUCUCAAGCUUUCGUCGAGAACCAAAAACACCAAAUAUAGCAUUCAACGUUUAUCACCCAACAGACCAGGUACCUGGAGCAGACAUUAUCUUUGACUUCAGUCUUUACAAUGCUGGCUCAUGCUACAACACGAGUACAGGGAAGUUCACUGCACCAGUCUCUGGAACAUACAUGUUCUGGACACAGCUGGUGCUGACUGAAUCCGACUCUAAUACGUAUAUGUACAUCAUGAAGACUGGCGGGUGGAUGGCGAUGGACACAGAUAUCAAGGACAAUCAUGCUUCUAUUAUGGUUAUCAAUCAUGUAUUCAAGGGCAAUGAUGUAUGGGUGACAACGUCAAGCUCCCACAACAUCGCUAAGCCAUUUCCGUCCUCACAUUUUGGUGGAGUGCUAUUGUCAGUGGACUAACAUUUGUCUGGAAGAGGGCCUGUACUAGAAUUUACUUAGUAAAGACGGUCAACCUUA